CAAACAGAGACAUGUGAUGCCUUAUGAAAAGUUAAUACUUUAAUUGUAUUCGUUACUUAGGUGCAUGUAUAGUCAUGUAUAAUAUGUACAUUUAAUAUAUACAUCUAUUUAUGUAUGUGUAUUGUACAAAACGCGGUAUCAAAGAUUUGUCUAAAUGUGGUUCCCUAGGGACAUCAUAAAUUGUCCUGAUAACAACUUAUUAACGGAAUCGUCAUAACAACAAAGACAGAAAGAGAUUAUGCUUUUAAAUAAAGACCAUUUAUACCAUGCGACAUUACCAGUGUUAAGCUGAAUUGAAUAGAAAGCGUUUAAGUUAGUCGAGAGCUAUUACUAGGAGUUUUCUAUUCCGUUUGUUAAUAAGAAGAAUCAAUGGUGUUGUGUUUACAUUUAGAAUACCAAUGACUCCCGAUCAAUUGGAAUCGUCCUCUCAAUAUUUCGGAAACUGCGAAAAUUCCUGCAUAGAACUAGAAGCAUUUGAUGAUUUCAAUUUUAAUUGUAAUCCUGGUGAACAAUCCCUUAUCACCAGAUAUGCACCUGAAGACAAUGAUAUACUCCCCGUAGGAAACGAUUUGUUCAAUUUGGAAUGCGGAAGUGACAGUUUAUUAUUCGGUAGUUCGAGUUCCGGUACCGUCGAAGAAGAUGAUGUUUCUUUGAGGAAAUUUUAUGAAGGAAGUUAUUUCGAUGAUUCGGAUGUCUUAUGUUGCGAAUUGGUGAAUCAAAAUGCUGCAAACAAUGAAGAGAACAAUCCUUUUUCUGUGCUAGGUAUCAGUUUAGACCUCGGGUUAUCGGAAGAUACGUGUUUACUAAGAAAUUUUGAUACAGAAUUAGAUCAAUUACUCGACGAAAAUUUCUUCAACGGGGGGAAUUCCCUACUCAACGAUAACUUAUUAGACAAAACUAGAUCAGACUUAAGUCUCGCUCCUGCCAAGGAAAAUGAAAUUUUACUUCGACUUGACGAGAAAAAGACCACGCAAGAAAAUUUGGACACCGAGAAAAUUGUAAGCAUGUUUCCUCAUAUGCACGAUGAAAGGAACCGAAGAAGAAGAUAUUUGUUGUACGAAAAUUCACAAGCAAAUAAAAAAGUUCAACAAAAGACAAUUUCUCCAGUUAGAAACAAAAACGUUAAUACACGACACGCCGCAUUAAUAAAUCAUGACUACACAAAUAAGGUUGAAGCUGAAAAAUCUAUAACAUGCCCUGUACCAAAUUGCAAAAAGAUUUAUGCCAAAGCGUCACACUUGAAGGCCCAUCUAAGACGACACUCUGGAGAAAAACCGUUUGUUUGUGACUGGAACAACUGCAGUUGGAAAUUUUCAAGAUCAGAUGAACUAGCCCGUCAUAAAAGGUCCCAUUUUGGGAUAAAACCCUACAAAUGUGAAAUGUGCGACAAAGCUUUUGCAAGGUCCGAUCAUUUGGCUAAACAUCGUAAAGUACAUCGGAAAAGAAUCGGCCAUUUUGAACGGUAACUCACAUUGUAAUGCAUUUUAUUGUAAUUAUUAUUUUCAGUUAUUCAACAAAUAACUAAAUAAAUCUUGUUAAAUAA
Messenger RNA from Agrilus planipennis (emerald ash borer), 1543 nucleotides. Its product is annotated as myoneurin-like. Gene Ontology annotation, molecular function: DNA-binding transcription factor activity, RNA polymerase II-specific; RNA polymerase II cis-regulatory region sequence-specific DNA binding. Gene Ontology annotation, biological process: regulation of transcription by RNA polymerase II. The record is from RefSeq and is a predicted model, not a curated record. NCBI's taxonomy places the organism in Eukaryota, Metazoa, Arthropoda, Insecta, Coleoptera, Buprestidae. The transcript has a single exon. Bases 399 to 1466 code for a protein of 355 amino acids.